This is a messenger RNA of Branchiostoma floridae (Florida lancelet), 2255 nucleotides long. Its product is annotated as dolichol kinase-like. The coding region runs from base 189 to 1790 and encodes 533 amino acids. Gene Ontology annotation, molecular function: dolichol kinase activity. NCBI's taxonomy places the organism in Eukaryota, Metazoa, Chordata, Leptocardii, Amphioxiformes, Branchiostomatidae. Gene Ontology annotation, cellular component: endoplasmic reticulum membrane. The record is from RefSeq and is a predicted model, not a curated record. Gene Ontology annotation, biological process: dolichyl monophosphate biosynthetic process. The transcript is spliced from 13 exons.
UUUACGACAGCUGUAAACUGGGCCGGUCCAUAUCAGCUGAUCGCUGGCGUGAUCGCAACAUUACGAAAUUUGUCACCAUAAAGGAAGUUUUCUUCACCAUCGUUGCUUGCACGAAGUAUCAGUCCUGUACUGUGGAGUCUUUUGGUGCAGAGUCUGUUCCUUAUCCCAAGUCUACGUUGUGUUCAAAGAUGGCAGCUGAGAUGCCCACCCCAGCAGGUGCCACACCUGGAGCAGAGGUUUGGGAGGGUGUGGUCAUCUUCACAGGUGUGAUGUGGACAGCUUACAACAUGGCUCCCAACCUCAUCCUGCCUACUAUCAUAGUGUUUAUUGGAGCAUUUUCAUUGCAGUCAACAUGGCCCAAAUGUUCUGUUGAUCAAACACUUGGCUGGAACCUCAGACCUGGAGCUGGUAGUGGGCUGGUUACAGGAAGCAUUCUCAUCCCCAUGGUCCUCGUGGCCAAUAAUCUCCAUGGAAAUGCCAAAGAAUAUGGAGUGAGUGGGAUGUUCUGUGCCUACAGCCUGUGUAUGAGCCAUGCUGCCGUGUGUUUGGUAUGGCUCAGUAAGUCAGACCUGCAUCCAGACAGACCCAGCAUCAGGACCAUGGGCACCAUAGCCACCACUAUCUCUGUCUUCCUCAUCCUGCUUUUACAGGAUCUACCACUAGGUAUAGGGAAUUUUACCAUAGGGAUUCUGGGUGUGGUCUUCUGUCUCUGUGUCCUCCAUGGCCUGCUGACCAGCCUUCCCAGCAGCCUCUCCUUGGGAGAGGCUAUGAUUGCCUCCGAGGGGGUGGCCUUGCUGAUGAUUGACAGCUGUCAGAAUGUUUUCUAUAGGAACAGAAGUUUGGAGUAUGAGCUUUUACAGUCAGUUGCGCUUGGCCUGGCAAUCAUUGGAGUAGCGUCGGCGCUUAUGUUUGUGACAAACGACAAGACAGGAAAACAGAGCACAGCAUCCUGGAAAGACUCCUUGAGAUUCUACAUCCUGGUACUUAGUGUGGUGGUGCUCAUCUGUGUCCCCCACCUGUGGUGGCUUCUGGGAAGGAUCCCGAUCCUGUGGCUCAUGGGCUUCAUACUGGCUUGUGACAGCAGUAUCUCUCUGAUUGGCUACUGGAGUGUGAUGACAUUGGUUGCCAUAGCAACAGUUGCCAGGCAGAACAGGACCAACCCUGCAGGUGCAGGUUCCACCAUUGUGAGGAAGUAUUUCCAUCUGAUCGCCAUAGCAGUUUUCUUACCUGGACUGAUGCGGAAUCCCCAGCUGCUGUACAUAGGAUCUGUAGCAGCUUUGGGAGCCUUUAUUCUGCUGGAAUAUGUGCGGAUGUACAGAAUCCAACCCUUUGGUGAAUCCUUACACACAUCCCUGCGUGUGUUUGUUGAUGAGAAGGACAGAGGAGUGGCCAUCCUCACCCACAUCUACCUUCUGCUGGGCUGUUCCCUGCCUCUAUGGCUGUACCCUUCUGCAUACACAAUAGGUACAGAGCUGGCGAUGUACAGUGGUGUCAUCUCCUUGGGAGUUGGGGACACUGCUGCCUCUGUCAUUGGAUCAAAGCUGGGCAGACACAGAUGGCCAGGUACAAAGAAAACAGUAGAGGGCACCCUGGCUGCUGUGGUAGCACAAUUGGCAGCCUGUUGCACACUGAGUUUACUUGGGAUCCAGCCAGGGUUCACAGCCAACUUGAUCCCCAUAGUGACAGCCGUGUGUCUGACGUCAUUACUGGAAGCCUUCACCUCCCAGGUGGACAACAUUGUGACCCCUCUCUACAUGUAUGCACUCUUCAGCAGUGGGCUUUCAUCAUGAUCCAACACAGCACACUGGGAUACUCUCAUACUCAGGGAUAGAGUUAUCAUGUUUGCAGCAUGUGUAAUUAUCUGUUUUAAUUCAAUGAUUUCUGCAAGUCAUGUUUCAAUUUAGAUUUGUAAAUGGCUAUGGAAAAAUCUUGAAGGGAUUUAAAGAAAACUUUAUUUUAUACAAAUGUAUUUUUCAAUUGAAAUCAUUAUUCAUGAAAAGCAAUUCUAAUUAGUCACAGUAGACUUCAAUCUGGGAAAUGAAAUCUUUAAGUUGUAAUUGCAGUUGGUGAUGAACAUAAUUGUGAUUAUACACUAGUCUAGAGACUCGAUAUCAUUUAGUAUUUUGUCCAAAUAAUAAGAGGCUAAAAAAGACAAAUAUCUGAUGUAUUUUGUAACAGCUUGGUUAUAUUUGCAAAGUUAAGUACUCAGCAUCAUAGAACAACUACUAAACUAAUGUCUGUGUGAAUAAAUAAUA